CCUGAGGAUGAGAACACACACUGAAGAUGUGAAACCGGCUGGACCCUGUCCUUCUGUUACGUUGACUCUGUUCAUGUUACUUCAGGAAUGUUCCUUUCGGUGGACAUGAGAUUGUUGGAAUGUUGAGAAGGAUGUAAGAUCUGUAGACGGACGGUUUAAUGAGGUUUCACACCAGCUCUGGAUAUGCAUUCCCUGAGUGCUGUGGUGCUGUUUCUCUGCGUUACUGGAGUUUGGUGUCAUGAAUGUAAUCUGACGAAGCCGUAUUUUGAGUCCAGGAAUUUUCACCAUGUUCUUCACUGGAAUGAAGUUGAUGUUCCGGGUGAAGUCACGCUCUACAGUGUUCAAUAUCUCACGUAUGGGGUGCCGUACAAACCAGCAACGUGGUGCCAGAACAUCUCGGUUCUUGAAUGCGACCUCACGUCUGUGAUGAUCGUGACUGAUGUGACUGCGAGAUAUCACGUCAAGAUCACUGCUGCUGGACGAUGUGUGGGAGAACUCCUGUUCUAUCCUUACGAACACACCAUUCUGGAAGCUCCAAAGUUAUCUGUAUCAUGGAAUGAAACUUCUCUGAACGUGACGGUUUCGCCUCCGAUGUGUCCAGAGAAUGGCUCCAUUCAGAACAUCCACUGCUGGGGAGUCUUUCAGCAUCCCAUGAAGUUCAUUGUAAACCUGACGCAACCCAAGUUUCAUGCCGGAAGGGUGUACGAGAGCACGACAGGUUCAGUUCUGGUGUGGCCCGUGGAAACACAGACAGAAUAUUGUGGAGAUGCAGUUUAUUCCUUCACACAUCCCAGUUCACCUCGACAGAGUGAUAAAGCCUCAUUCUGUGUCACCGUCACAGCCUCUAAUUCCUGGUUUCAUAUCGUUCUGUUGCCUGCUCUUCUGGCCGUGGUCCUGCUCAUAAUCUUACCCAUGAUUCUCUGUCAACAGUCCGUGAAGGGAAAGGAUCUUUUGCCCAAUGCUCUCAUCCUGUCAAAGAACAACACUCUUCCAUUUUGUUCGGAUGCCCGGGACGACAUAUCCAAAGUGCAAUUGUGUUCUGGAUUCAUUGGAAGCCUCCCAAAGCUUGAUCUCCAGCUCCCUGGUGUUCCGGAAGGGUCAAAGGUCACAUAUAAUCGGAGCGGUUAUUUGUCUCAGGACUCUCAUGAUCAGGAAGCGUCGACCCGCUGCUCGAGCGGUGAGCAAUCUGUCAACUACAGCAUGAUUGUGGGCGUCCAGAUGCCGGUGGAACCCUCUGCUGAUGUCGGGAGCUCAGAACUUUCCGGUCCGGAGUUUGUCUGGCCAAAAGAAUAUUAUAACGGCUUAAACUCGGAUACUCACAGCGAGCCUCUGGUGAUACCUGUUAUUCCCGCUGCCAAUGGUAUGAUGCAGUUAAAAGGAUUUUUCUUUCAACCGGAUUCGGAGACUGGAUCUCCCGGAGAAGGAUUAACUUCAUUCAGCGAGUGGACGCCAUUGCUGACGGAUCUCUUGGUUGAAGACUCGGGAUGUAAUUCAAAGUGCCUGUCUGUAGAUGUUUCUGAGAUCUCCAAAUGUCUUUAUCCUGAUCUCACGCCGGUGGUGUCCAACUAUAGGCAGAACGGGUUGCCCGCGGCACUUCUAGAGGGACAUGAGGACCGGAAGACUUAUAUUCUGAGAACGGCUCACAUUCAGGGCUCAAAUGAAGUUCAGGAGGAGACGAAGGAAGACGAAGAAGGAUUCAACGGCGGUCAACAUUUUCUGGACAGAUGGAGGUUAAAAAUGGAAAGUUGAUGUCUGGAUGUUGCUCGGGUGGUGCUGGUCUGCCAUCUUUGCUCAUGGGCAUGAAGUUCAGGAGAUAAGCUGAGCAAAUCACAAGAGUCGUAAAUGUCGUGUGACCAAUCACUCUGGAGUGGCGAAACGGAAACCUGGUCAUGCAGAUGGUUUGCUUUCGCCAGUCUAAGGGUUUUAUCAGAAUCUCACAAACUUGAUUGACAUAUUUGUGGUUUUUGCAUCACCAGCUGGACAAUUUUAUCCCGAACACUUUUCUUUGUUUGCUGUUGGUUAAGCAAACAGAUCUCGGCCUCAACACAUGCUAUUGUGUUUUAAUAGCAGCACAAAGAGUUUAAACCUCAUGUCUGAAUGAUCCAUGUUUAGUUUUUCGUCUGUAUGUUAAGCUGGAAUUGAAGGAAGAGUUUAACAGGAACUAUGCAUAACAAAAACACAAAACGUCUGUCGUCAUUAACAUCCCUUGUGUUGAAUCCAAGUCACGAAGGUUUGGAGCAACCGAGGAGAGAAAAUGACGACGACAUUAGGAUGCUGUUUUUACAUUUCCCGAAUGUGUGUACAUUUUUUGAUUUGUUCUCCUGUGCACUUAGACUGAAAACAUAUUUAUCUGUAGCAUCGACGUUUGUUCAAGUGUUGUCCGGUCCAGUCAUUUCAUGUGUCACACGUUCAACGAAUGAAUCACAAUCAUACAAUCAUUUGAAUAAUUACAUUGAAUGUUGGUUUCAUUGUGUCUUUGAAGCUGCAGUCUGUGACAUUUAUAAGUUAAAAAAAACAUGUUUGAUAGAUGAUGACAGAGAGACGAGUAUCAGAUUUCAGCUUUAGGCUUAAAUAAUAUUUGUUAAAUCCGUUUUUAACACUGGAAUCUGGUUUAAUCUGGAAUUAUUAAUUUUUUUUAAAGGUGGGCAUUAAAAAGCAAGAUGAAGGCAGGUGGUAGAAACAAUCAUGAGCCAAAAGACCAGGAACAGAACUGUAAAUAGGAUUCAUUCGACUUGAAAAUGUUUAACCAAAAGGGAUUUGUCAGUUUUACAUUCACAUGUUAAUUUAUGACUGAAAAUAAUCACACGCAGGACUUUCGAGACGUCUCGGAGCUCCUGAUAAACACAUCAUUCCAGUGAAUUUGCAUAUCCGACAAAAGACUUGUUCCUUGAGUUUGUGUGAUAAACUUCAUAGGGUUUUUUACGUCAUCUGACUAUGAGGAAGUCCAAAAGAAAAUAAAAGCUCUUUGUUUCAAGAGAAAUGAAUAUUUUACACGACUCACUUCAGAGGUCAUGCCGACAUUCACUCCAGUCGGUUUGUGUCAUUCGCUCAUAUUGUUCAAUGUGUUCAAUGUGUUUUGGGAAGAUAAACAAAAGAAAAAUCUGUGCUGAAAGAAACGUUAUAAGAAAUGACGUCUUUUGAGACUUUUUGAAACUGUGUGUUUUUUUUGUGUAUAAUGUAAUAAUUCCCCAAAAUUUGAGUCACCUUUGAGACGCCCGUUUUAUUUAAGUAACACCACUGGUGUUGUAGCUGCGUGUUCAAUUGUAGGUAUGUUUUCCUUAUAUCCUUUUUUAUUAAGGGAUAGUUCACCCUAAAAUCAAAAUCCAGUCAACAUUUAUAUUUCCCCCUCAUGUGGUUGUAAACUUUUAUGUGACUCUUUGUUCAAUCAUUCACAAAAGAAGAUAUUUCAAGAAUUUGAAACUUGACGUCAGUGAGGGUUUCAUUUCGUUUGGUCUUCAACAUUCUUCGAAAUGUCUUCUUUAUGUUCUGCAGAAGGAAGAAAGUCAAACAGGUUUGACAUGACAUGGGGAUGAGGAAGAAUUUUCAGUUGAACCUUGAUGAAUAGUAAGUUGGUGUUGUAGUGCAUUAUUCACACGUCACAUGUUUGGCAGUGUACUGUAUACCUCGGGGUCAUGUUUAAACACUGUACAGAGUGCAAACAAGACAAAGGUCACAGUAUUGUAAAUAUCUGAUAGCUCCAGAAAUAUAUGACAGAUGUUCGGGGACAUGAGUUCAACUGGAAUAUUAUG
Triplophysa dalaica is the source of this 3749-nucleotide messenger RNA. RefSeq names its product interferon lambda receptor 1 (gene ifnlr1). NCBI's taxonomy places the organism in Eukaryota, Metazoa, Chordata, Actinopteri, Cypriniformes, Nemacheilidae. The record is from RefSeq and is a predicted model, not a curated record. Bases 184 to 1749 code for a protein of 521 amino acids. The transcript is spliced from 7 exons. Gene Ontology annotation, molecular function: protein binding.